AUGGCGUGGCUGCAGCAAGUGAGCGCGCGGCUCACUGGCCGUUCUGGUCCAGAAGAGGAGACCUCCAAGAGGCCCUCCACGUCUGGAGUUCCGGCACUGGAACGCCUUGGCCUUGGUUUUCUGAGACCGGCAUCGGCGGCAGAAGAUGAGGACCCACACCUGCCUCCCACUGACACCGUUCGAUCUGGAGCUGCGGUGGAUGGGGAGGCAGAGGCAUCGCCUCCACUUCCGGCGCCCCCAGCGCCACCAGCGGCAGCCGUCGCCUUUGGAAGCGGCCUGGAGAGCGUCAGCAGCCUAUUGGGCUUUAGAAGGGCAGAGGACGGGACCCCGGGCCCCUGA
Messenger RNA from Durusdinium trenchii, 339 nucleotides. The record is from the annotation of a GenBank genome assembly. NCBI's taxonomy places the organism in Eukaryota, Dinophyceae, Suessiales, Symbiodiniaceae.